Necator americanus (New World hookworm) is the source of this 1275-nucleotide messenger RNA. RefSeq lists its product as uncharacterized. The coding region runs from base 1 to 1275 and encodes 424 amino acids. The record is from RefSeq and is a predicted model, not a curated record. Lineage: Eukaryota; Metazoa; Nematoda; Chromadorea; Rhabditida; Ancylostomatidae. The transcript is spliced from 11 exons.
AUGAAUGUGGAGAUGUCCAUGAAUGAAAAGUAUUUGGUUAUGGUGUUGAAUGCAAAUGAUGGAAAACGAAGCAGGAAAAUUUUCUGUAAUAAAGCUAAGAAUACUGAAGCAUGGGGUUAUUUGCUUAGCACUCUUUAUCCUGAGGGAAGAUGUUGCAGCAAAUUAGCGCAAAUCCACAAGAAGCAAAUGUACGACUUUCCUCUCAUAUCCAGAACGUGUCAGUACAAUCGAGUGAAAGACAUCCUGAUUCCUAAUAAUAUUCUCACUCAUACGAUAUGGAACAAACUAAGCCGUGUAAUCGAUCAAUGUUCAUACAAUCCGAGAAUUGUGACCGAGAAAUAUCGGGCAGAAAAUGGGCUUGAAAUUUUCCACAUACCAAAUAGAAAUCAGUUUCUCACUCAGUUCUCCUGCUCAAUUGUUAGUGUGAACAAUGUGAUGCAUAGCGAUGGUGAACGAAAGUUAGCGGCUGCCUCACCAUGCAGUUUCUAUGCCUCAGAUAAGUCCAUUCGAGAACGUGCAAGCUAUCAAACUCGAGUUGCAAAUCUGAAAGUAACAAUGGAACCAACGAAAAAGCGUCGAGAACUCGAUGAGGGAAAUGGUUCAUACAUUGUGAGACUCGGAGAUAUUUUAUCGAUUUUCGUCAAUGCGUUCUUACGUUUGGACAUUCAACUUGAAAUCGGACCGGAUUAUCAACAUAUUGAAUCUUUUUGCUUCCUUAUGAGUGUUAUUACUUUUAUUAUUCAUAUGAUUGGAAACCUUAUUCUUUGCUUUAACAGAUACUCAGCAGUUUGCUUAAUGGAAAAGUAUGAUCAGAUUUGGGCCCGUCGAAAUAUUUGGAUUCUAAUUGUUUCCGAGUAUUUGAUAUCAGUGGUUCCGCUGCUGCACAUAAUAGGAGCAGAAACGUUUUACAUCCAUAAUCCAGAUGGUUCAUACACGUCGAUCGGUUUUGAAGCCACCAUAGAAGUGGGUCUGCUUAUACAUACUUUUACUAUAUUCCUGCUCAGCUUACUUAUGUUUGCACGACAGUUCGGGAAACUCUACUCAAUUUUUGCCAAAGAUACGGAUUUAUUGCUAUUUUUCACAAUGCAGUAUUAUUGGAUAAAUGACAUUAUGGUCAGUAUUCCACCAUUUUCAUUGUUCGCGUUCUGCUCUGAUCUUCGUCGCGAAUCGAUGAAGAAAAUUCGCUGCCGUCGAUAUCACAGCAACGUUGUGUCACGGAUGUUAUCCUCCAAUGCUCGAGAAAAAGUAUGGGCCAUCGCAAGGACAGUGUCAUAA